CUCCUGCUCCACUCUUCAAGCCCACCCAGAGCUCUGUAGAAGAGGAGGAGAGGAGAGAGAGGAAGAGGACGAACCGGAGCCACUCAGCCGCCACCUCACCCCGCAUCGGCCGCCUGAGGUCCGUCCAACCGCUCCUGCCGCCGCCCGUUGCUCUCGCCAUUGAAGCCGUCGCCGCCUCCUCCAGCCCGCUCGCUUGCCUGCCUUCCUGCCGGCUGCCUUCCGGAUGAGAAGCGGCGCAACCUGGGCGGUGCAAGCGUGGUCGGCCUGAGCCUUCGUCGGGGUUAACGCCGAGAAGAGGAUCCUGGAGUUUAAGCGCAUGGGUUCCUUGGAGGCCCGGUAUCGGCCGGCCGGGGCAGCUGAGGACACAGCUAAGAGAAGGACCCAGAAAAGCAAAAGUUUCAAAGAGGUUGAAAAAUUUGAUGUUUUUGUGCUGGAGAAAAGUUCAGGUUGCAAAUUCCGAUCGUUGCAACUUUUGCUCUUCGCUAUCAUGUCUGCUGCAUUUCUAACACUCCUAUACACACCAUCUGUGUAUGAACAUCAGUUGCAGUCAAGCUCUCGGCUUGUCAAUGGGUGGAUAUGGGAUAAGAGAAGUUCUGAUCCCCGAUAUGUAUCUUCUGCCAGCAUUCAAUGGGAGGAUGUGUAUAAAAGUAUCCAAAAUCUGAAUGUUGGUGAACAAAAGCUCAGUGUUGGACUCCUGAAUUUUAAUAGAACUGAGUUUGGCGCUUGGACACAUAUGCUCCCAGAAAGUGAUUUUUCAAUCAUAAGGCUAGAGCAUGCCAAUGAAAGCAUUACCUGGCAGACUCUGUAUCCUGAAUGGAUAGAUGAGGAGGAAGAAACAGAGAUACCAUCUUGCCCUUCGCUUCCAGAUCCAAGUUUUCCAAGAGCGACACAUUUUGAUGUUGUUGCUGUUAAGCUUCCCUGUUCUCGUGUGGCGGGUUGGUCAAGAGAUGUUGCAAGGCUGCAUUUGCAGUUGUCAGCAGCAAAAUUAGCGGCAGCCACAACAAGAGGCAAUAGUGGAAUCCAUGUGCUGUUUGUGACUGAUUGCUUCCCAAUUCCAAAUCUCUUCUCUUGCAAGGACCUAGUGAAACGUGAAGGCAAUGCAUGGCUGUACAAACCUGACGUGAAGGCUCUGAAGGAGAAGCUCAGGCUGCCUGUUGGUUCAUGUGAGCUUGCUGUUCCUCUCAACGCAAAAGCACGACUCUACACAGUAGACAGACGCAGAGAAGCAUAUGCUACAAUACUGCAUUCAGCAAGUGAAUAUGUUUGCGGUGCAAUCACAGCAGCUCAAAGCAUUCGUCAAGCAGGAUCAACAAGAGACCUUGUUAUUCUUGUUGAUGACACCAUAAGUGACCACCACCGCAAGGGGCUGGAAUCUGCGGGGUGGAAGGUCAGGAUAAUAGAGAGGAUCCGGAAUCCCAAAGCUGAACGUGAUGCCUACAAUGAAUGGAACUACAGCAAAUUCAGGCUAUGGCAGCUUACAGAUUAUGACAAGGUUAUUUUUAUUGAUGCUGAUCUCCUCAUACUGAGGAACAUUGACUUCUUGUUUGCAAUGCCUGAAAUCACUGCAACUGGGAACAAUGCGACACUCUUCAACUCCGGAGUGAUGGUCAUUGAGCCUUCAAACUGCACAUUCCAGUUACUGAUGGAGCACAUCAAUGAGAUAACAUCUUACAAUGGUGGUGACCAAGGAUACCUCAAUGAGAUAUUCACAUGGUGGCAUCGGAUUCCAAAACACAUGAAUUUCUUGAAGCAUUUCUGGGAGGGUGAUGAAGAGGAGGUGAAAGCCAAGAAGACUCGUUUGUUUGGUGCUAACCCACCGAUCCUCUAUGUCCUUCACUACUUGGGCCGAAAGCCGUGGUUGUGUUUUCGGGACUAUGAUUGUAACUGGAAUGUUGAAAUCCUGCGGGAGUUUGCGAGUGAUGUAGCGCAUGCUCGCUGGUGGAAGGUGCACAACAAGAUGCCCAAGAAGCUUCAGAGCUAUUGCCUUCUGAGGUCAAGGUUGAAGGCUGGGUUGGAGUGGGAGCGGCGGCAGGCUGAGAAAGCAAACUUCACUGAUGGGCAUUGGAAACGGAACAUAACUGAUCCGAGGCUGAAAACUUGCUUUGAGAAGUUCUGCUUCUGGGAGAGCAUGCUAUGGCAUUGGGGUGAGAACAAGAACAACUCGACGCAGAACAGUGCAGUGCCGGCAACACCUACUGCGAGCCUGUCGAGCUCAUGAGAUUUGUUGUAGAUAGCUUCGUUGAGAGUAGUAUACCGGAUACAAAACUUCCCAAGCUCCAUACAUACAUAGCAACAGCUCUGUAAAGGUAGCUAUGUAGGCCUUUCCCCCGAAUGACUAUACUUUUGUUCGCCGUCACAGCUGCGCCCUCCCGCUGCUUUCUGAUGGUUAACAAUUCUUUUGGUUUUUGCCAAUAAUUCGUCAGUAUAGGCUGUUUUUUUUCCCUCUCUGGCUUGAGUCCUGUCCGGGUCUGUUGCUUCAAGUCCCAUGGGCUAUUGCUUUGCAGUACGCCUGGUUUGUUGUAUGGUGGUUGAACAGUUUCAGUGAUAAAUCUGGAGUGAUGCAAUAUCAGAUUGCUGACCAGCGAACAGUGCAUCA
Sorghum bicolor (sorghum) is the source of this 2596-nucleotide messenger RNA. RefSeq names its product UDP-glucuronate:xylan alpha-glucuronosyltransferase 1. The transcript has 5 exons. Gene Ontology annotation, molecular function: glycosyltransferase activity. Gene Ontology annotation, biological process: xylan biosynthetic process. The coding region runs from base 317 to 2218 and encodes 633 amino acids. NCBI's taxonomy places the organism in Eukaryota, Viridiplantae, Streptophyta, Magnoliopsida, Poales, Poaceae. The record is from RefSeq and is a predicted model, not a curated record.